GUAGGCGCAGUGCAGUCAGUCAGUCAUCAAACAUUGCAUGUCGCGGUCACAUCGACCGACGACAACAACAUCGGAACAAAACUGUACAUCAUAUACAAGCGAUCUGUGAUAUAGUGUUAAGUUACAUGCGAUAACUGAAAGUGAAAAGCAUUUAUGAAGUGAAACCUGUUGGAUAUUGUAACGGCACAACACAUAAAAUGAUGCACAAAAUAGGACUAACAUGCUGCGUAGCCAUUCUUAUUGCUUCCGACAUUGUACAAAGUGUAUCUAUAUUAGGUCCAAAAUUGUUGAGGCCAUACGGAAACUAUAAAAUAUCCAUAGCAGGAGGGUCCCGUGCGUACAACUUGUACGUAGCAAUAGAGGGGAAAAGAUCUACGGGAGAACAGUUUUCUCAAGGAAGAGUAGCGCAAGUUCCAGCAGCCGCCUCUAGGGUGGUAGACCUCGAGAUAGGCGACCCAGGGCCUGGUCAAUAUAAACUGGUUGCCCGGUCAACGUCGGGUCCGCUAUUCGCUUCAUCAGCUCCACUUAUCUACCAGCCGAGGAGUUUCUGCAUCUUCGUUCAGACAGACAAGCGAGUGUACCAACCUGGUGAUACUGUUAACUUUAGAGUGAUAGCUUUAGACAAAUACCUGCUACCGUUGUCAGGGACGGUGGAUAUAAGCAUCUUGGAUACCGGCGGAUCUCCGGUCCGGCAAUGGGCAUCCGUUCCACUGGACAGAGGUCUAUUCGCUGAAGAGCUAUUACUGGCCGAUGAACCUGCGCUUGGCCAAUGGACUAUUCAAGUGGAGGUCCGUGGUCAAAAGUAUUCCAGGGAAAUAACGGUGGCUGAUUAUGUGUUACCAAAGUUUCAAAUGGACAUUCAGAUGCCAAAAGAGAUACUAUUCAGCGAAGGACGGUUUUCCAUAAAUGUUACUGCCAGACAUUUUAAUGGCCUCCCGGUGAAAGGUGAACUGACUAUAUCAGCGUACGCUGUGUUCUUCUCUGGACUGUUACAACCUGUGUUUUCUACUCCCGCCCGAAAAGUGGUUGACUUCAAUGGACAAGCGAAUGUAUUAUAUGAUCUCAAAACAGACCUAGAUCUAGCCGAAGACGCUGCGAGACCAUUGGUUGUGGAAGCUGUGUUAGAAGAAAAAAAUACGCUUAUAAAACAAAAUAUUUCAUCUAGAAUUUUACUUCUACGGACACCGUACAGACUUAAGGUCACAGCUCCGGAUCGAUUCAAACCCACCUUGCCUUACAAUGUCCAGAUAGAAUUAGUAAACUCAACGGGACACACAAUUGAUGCGGCUGGUGAUGUUGUUGUCGAAAGACUGUGGGAUGACGGAGCUCCAGUUAAUACAACAACAGUAAAAUUAAUUAAAGGCAUAGCAAAAUAUACUUAUACACCAGAUGUGGCUCACACAAACUCCACCCUUAAUUUUGUAGUGAAAUAUAAAGAAAUAUCAGAAAGGAUCGUGAAUAUACAAAAAAGCUUGGAAAAGGGUGAGCAAUUCUUAUCAAUAGAAGUGCUGACUCGUAACACUGGUAUUGGAGAUGAAAUGCGUGCACAGAUUACCGCAACUGAGGCUAUGGACAUUGUUCACUAUGUUGUUAUCGGAAGAGGUGACAUACUAAUCGCGAAAACUUUAGAAUUGAGUCCAGCGCGUCGCAGGGUAGAUGUAUCAGUACCAGUAACGGCAGGGAUGGCACCGGGUUGUAUAUUACUGGCAUGGUACCCGCGGCUGGCUGGAGACUCAGUUCUUUCUGCUGCAGUGUAUGCUCCCCAAAGAGACUUAUUGCAACACAAGGUAUCAGUCACUUCAGCUUCAUCAGGAUCACUUCUUCGGCCUAAUGGUUUAGUGGAAUUUCGGGUUUCUGGCGAAGCAGGUUCACAGGCUGGUUUGCUCGGCGGUGACCAAAACGCUAUCCUUACAGGACUAGCAAGAAAAAAUGGACUCGGCAGCGGACUUGAUAUGCGUACGAUCGAACGUGAAGUGGAAAGUUUUAUUGGAUUAAAAUAUUCGUUGUUUAAAAACGAAGAUCAUCUACCGAGCUUAGGUCUUGAUUUAGGAGGGCGCAAUUCUUCAGAUGUGUUCAGUAACGCAGGAAUGGUACUUUUAACAGAUGGUCUGGUCAUUGCAAGUAAUAAACCAGCAGUGUUAGAAGAGCCAGAAACAGGCACUAGAGCACCGGAAGCAGGUCCAUAUGCAUUCAGCAGAGUACCACCGCCACCAACGCCACGGUACUAUCUCACGCGCACGAUGUCGCCGCAUACUACCUGGAUGUUCACCAAUCUGACCAUUGGUGAUGAUGGUGUUGGAACUCGGGAGCGCUGGUCACCAGUCACACCAGGAGAAUGGACUGUGGGAGCUUUUGCUGUACAUCCAACCUUGGGAUUGGGUAUUGCUGAACCCCGUAAAGUGACCACCGCCCUUCCCCUGUCCCUCACCGCUGAACUACCAGAAAGUUUACAGAGAGGAGAAACUCUAGCGGUGGUCGUUACAUUGAAAAGCACCCUUACAGUUGACACAUCAGUUGAAGUGACUUUCCACAAUUCUGAUCAAUACUACGAAUUUGAACCUCUGGAAAAUAACAUCGAAUCAGCUAAAAAAAUCGAAUUAUUCCGUCGAUUGCGUGUAAAUGUGCCAGCUCGAGGCUCCAGUAGUACAGCAUUCUUGGUAACUUCAGUACGAAGUGGCGAAGCGUCUAUUAUUAUCGAAGCUAACGGCAAUGGCGUCUCUGCAUCUCUAUUCCGUACUAUUGAUGUUAAGGAUGGUUACACAGAAAAGAUUUGGUCAUGGGCUCUUCUAGAUGCGCGUCGUGGCGUGGCACGAACCAAUGUGACCCUAACCCCUGCAGCUGGUACUAAACUUGGAGCAGUUUCUUUAGAAGCUACUGGUGAUUUAUUAGCAAACGCAUUAAGAGCAAUGAAAUCGCCGUCCACUGUCGCUGCAGAUGCUACAUAUGCAUUGCGACCAUUGGCUCGUGCUUGCAUCUUACUGGACUAUCUUCAGGCAACAAAUCAAGACGACGAAGUGUCGAUAGUAAAGGAUGCGCGACUACAAGCUUCUACGGGUUAUCAGCGUCUGAUGGCCUUCCGUCGACCAGAUGGUUCUUUUGUAGCGGAAUUCGGUGAUGAUGCUGUGUCGGAUGUGUGGAUGACAUCAAUGGCGGCACGUUGGUUGAGUCGCUCAUCCCGCUAUGUGGAAGUAUCUCCCGAAGCCACCAUGGCUGCUGCAAGAUGGUUGAUCAAUGCCCAAAAGUCCGACGGCAGUUGGCAACCUCCGUCCCCUUCGCAGAAAAAUGAUCCACGAGCACAAUCUGUUGUUCCAUUGACUGCCUACGCCUUACUGGCCUUGCAGGAGACCAAGAGCAACGAAAUCCUAUACAAGAACGCAAUGAACAAAGCUCUGGACUUCCUCGCAAAGAAUCUGUCUCCUGAAUUGGAUGCAUAUUCCCUGGCCUUGACAAGCAGCGCAUUGGCCGCGGCCAGGCAUCCACAGGCCACGCUGGCCUUGCAGAUUAUGGACAAAUAUGCUAAUACUUCGGAUGUCUCUACAUUGUACUGGUCUCGAAAAGUUCCUGGUGCAGAAUGGAAAAACCCAUGGUUAAAAGCAAACAGCCUAGAAGCUUCCACUGCAGCGUGGGGUCUUCGCUCUAUGUUGGCCUCCAGUCUAUUAGAGGAGGCUGUUCCUGUAGCUCGUUACCUAAUUCAAGCUCUUGGCCCUAAAGAUCAAGAUCCUGACGUGUUGGAUGCACUGGCGCAAUUCGCUCAAAUGUUGAAGACUACAAAUAAGCUGAGAGUGUCGGUAACAGUAGCGACCUUUGAAGAACCACGCCAGUUUAAUAUUGACAACGACAACGCUCUCAUUAUACAGACGCAAUUGGUCCGCAAUGCAAUUAACGCUAGUGCAGUAACCGAGGGUCGAGGAGUCGCAAUGUUCGGGCUAUCAGCAAAGGGCAGUACCAAUGUGACAGCCGCCUGGCCGCGGUACACGCUCGACCCGAGGGUCGACCAGGUGUCCACUAGAGACAGACUUCAACUUUCCAUUUGCAUCGGGUUUGUUCCAAUUGCCAAUGAAACAGAAAGUGGAUUAGCACUCCUCACCGUUCAACUGCCAUCAGGAUAUUUAGCAGACUUGAACACGAUCACUGAAUUAACGGCGGCGCGACACGUGGUGGGCGCUAGAGUGAUGGCGGGCGGCACGCAAGUGACGGCGUGGCUGCGCUCCAGCGUCUCCGAGCGGUGCGCCACGCUAGCGGCGCCGCGCGCGCUGCCCGUGGCCCGCCAGCGACCUGCGUGGGUCACACUCGUCGACCUCUACGACUCUAGUCACCGCGCGCGCGUGUUCUACCAAGUGCCGCCGAGCACGGCGUGCGACGUGUGCCGCGAGUGGCCGUCGUGCGCCGGCGCGUGCGGCUCGUCCGAGCGACAGCUCAGCCCCACCACGCGCAAGCCACCCAACGACGCCGCCGCCCCGCAGUUUACGUUGGCCCUUAUGUUCACUAUCGCCGUUAUAUUGUUAAUACGAUAAACUUUAAUUUUGUAACUUAUGUACAUUGUAAAAUAAUUUUGUUAAAUGAAUUAAUAAAUUAUAUUUAGCUAUAUUUUUGACAUAUUACAUUAAAAUAAUAACAAAGAUAAUUGGCGCUUAUAUUAAUUAACUAUGAUCGUGAUAUUGUUAAUACGAUAAAAGAAACUUAAUUAGGUACCCAUUGUAAAAUUAUUUAUUUAUACGGAUAAUAAAUUAUACUAGAUGUGCUGUAACACAUUGCCUGUCAAUUCUUUAAGAGUGUGCAAUAUGUAAUUUGGUGGUUACAAAUGGUUCUGGAUCUCAGAUUCUGGAAAAGUUAGGAGCCUGAUAUUUGGGUAAAUGAAAUUUCAAAGUGUCAGCUUCGUUAUGACUAUACAAAAUAUACAAUUUGUAAAACUUUUCUCGAUAGUUUAUUUUUUUGAAAAAUACAUGUUUUGCUCACAUUUUGCUUUCAAUCUCAGGAAAAGCAAACUUAUUUUCUUAAAUUUUUGUUUUGUAUAGUAAUUUGGUAUAUAUCUUGAACAUGGCCAUUUUGUUUUUCGUUAUGUUGUUUAAUUUACUUGCAAUUAGGAAAAAUGGUUUUGGCGCUCACGUCAUAAAAUUUGCGUCGCGCGUCAAUCGCUCCGUGCUUUUCACUCACGUCAAAAGUCAUAAUUCAGCGUCUCGUUUGCGCUUCGAAUUUUAUCCAUAUCGUACCGACGCGUUGCGCGCUCUUAAGCGCGAGGAACAACUACACCUAUAGGUAAGUCUAGUAGGUACUUUCGGAAGGUAGUUGGGGAACUUCGGAAGCGAAGUAACCCAAAUUCCGAAUUACCUAUUAUUGUCCAAAGAAAAGCAUCACAAACAUUGAAAUAUUAUAUAUAUUAAGAAGGUUUACCUACUUGUUAUCUUUCUUUAGUAAAAAUUUCACAAUAAUAACACAAUAAUAAAAAUAAAUAAAUACCGAAAUUAA
Molecule: messenger RNA, 5466 nt
Organism: Bicyclus anynana (squinting bush brown)
Lineage: Eukaryota; Metazoa; Arthropoda; Insecta; Lepidoptera; Nymphalidae
Product: C3 and PZP-like alpha-2-macroglobulin domain-containing protein 8
Exons: 26
Coding region: 198-4514 (1438 amino acids)
Cellular component (GO): extracellular region
Molecular function (GO): endopeptidase inhibitor activity
Source: RefSeq, a predicted model, not a curated record